CAGCAUCGCACACCGGUUUUCCUGCUCGUCCAUCAGCAUCGCGGCCAUGUUCGCGGCGCAGCUGGCGGGACAGAUUUACACUGCCUCUCGCCAGCAUGACUGCGGCACGCACUCCGGCACCAUUGAUGGCUGGCGCUGGGAGUUCCACGCCACCGGCCGGAACUGCGACACCACCGCCCAGCAGAAGACCAUCGAGGGUGCCAUAUACAAAUACCUGAAAGACGUCGAGCGCAACAACGUUUGUGGGACCAUGUGCGUGGAGCUGACCCACGGGGGCACCUGGCAUGGGUACUUGAAGUUCGGGAAGGCGGAAAACUUUGAAGCGUCCGCGUACUGUGGGCCCAAGCUCGGGUUUAGCAAUUGUGCGUCUGGCGGGAAGAAUGAUGCUCCUUGAACUGGCUAUCUGUAUUUUCAUAGGUGUGUCAAGACAGGGGGGGAUAAGGAGGGUUUUAGACGGUUGCUGUUUGAGGUUUGCUGUGCGAUAGUCUUCCCUAGAGGGGUACCCGAGUAUACGUUCAGCUUGCUGUAGGGACUUUCCUA
Aspergillus pseudotamarii is the source of this 540-nucleotide messenger RNA. RefSeq lists its product as uncharacterized. Lineage: Eukaryota; Fungi; Ascomycota; Eurotiomycetes; Eurotiales; Aspergillaceae. The coding region runs from base 47 to 394 and encodes 115 amino acids. The transcript has a single exon. The record is from RefSeq and is a predicted model, not a curated record.